This is a messenger RNA of Staurois parvus, 475 nucleotides long. Lineage: Eukaryota; Metazoa; Chordata; Amphibia; Anura; Ranidae. The record is from the annotation of a GenBank genome assembly.
AUGGGCCCCUGUACCGCCUCCUCAUGCUGCUGCCAGGCCCCUAAUCUGCCAUGGGCCCCCUGUACCGCCUCCUCAUGCUGCUGCCAGGCCCCUAAUCUGCCAUGGGCCCCUGUACCGCCUCCUCACGCUGCUGCCAGGUCCACAGUGUGUCAUGGGUCCCUGUACGGCCUCCCAUUGCUGCUGUCUCCAUCGCCACACUCUGCCAUGUGCCACUUUCAGGUCUCCUCACACUGCUGGUGGGUUCCAUUUUGUCAUAGGGUGCUGUAUGGCCUCCCAUUGCUGCUGCCUCCACCGCCACACUGUGGCUCCACACUCUGGUUUUGGCCCCGUGACUGGCCAAAUGAGUGAAGUGUGCGGUGAUUCUAAGAUCGACGGCACUCAUCUGCAUGUCAUACUGACUGACAGUAUUAUUUCUCUUCCCCAGCAGACUCCAAGGGCAUUUAAAUUAAAGGUACAGUGUUCUGCACUAAUAUAA